This is a messenger RNA of Hyla sarda, 1132 nucleotides long. RefSeq names its product prostaglandin D2 receptor-like. NCBI's taxonomy places the organism in Eukaryota, Metazoa, Chordata, Amphibia, Anura, Hylidae. Gene Ontology annotation, molecular function: prostaglandin D receptor activity. The record is from RefSeq and is a predicted model, not a curated record. Gene Ontology annotation, biological process: positive regulation of cytosolic calcium ion concentration; inflammatory response; G protein-coupled receptor signaling pathway. Gene Ontology annotation, cellular component: plasma membrane.
AUGAAAGGAAGAGGGACCUUUCUGGUUUCCAUGGACUGCCCCUGUGAAAAUUCUGUUGGUAUGCACGAGCGACUAAAGGACACCCGUCAGCAAAGUACUCAGUUCUUGUCUAAGUUACCCAGAAAAUCCACCUACAGUCUACUGUAUCCGUGCUCUACGAGCAAAACCAUCCAGGACCAUUAUUAUGGCGUCCCGAGCUCCAUACUGUUCGCCAUCGGUGUCCUAGGUAAUAUCUUCACUCUCGUCAGACUAUGGAAGAACAAGCAAAACAUAAAGAAGAACAAAAAGGCUGUUUUUUACCUAUUGGUAACUGGACUUACAAUUGUGCAUUUAACCGGGAAGGUUAUGGUCUGUUCUGUGGUGCUGGGAGUGUACUCGAAAAACCUGACUUUGGUCCACUUGGCUGGCGGCCAUACUUUAUGCACAUUUUUCGCCUUCGGCAUGGCCUUCUUUGGGUUGGCUCCAUCUAUCAUUCUUCUAGCUAUGGCUCUGGACUGUUGGCUGGCCUUGGCUCGACCAUUUAUUUACCAUAGACAUGUUACCAAUAAAGUCGGGGAUGUGGUCCCCGGAUUCUGUUCCUUGCCACUUUUUGGCAUUGGCAAUUUCGUACAGUAUUGUCCGGGAACUUGGUGUUUUAUCCAGAUGAAAGUGAAGGACUCUCAGCCGAGUGACGUUGCUUACUUCGUACUGUACGGCACUGUCAUGGGGCUGCUGGUUAUAGCCAUUGUCAUCUUCAAUGUCGACAUCACGAGGCAUCUUUACAAGAUGCAUAGAAGGCAAACCCUCAGGAAAGCCAUAGGCACCAAGGUUGGACACAGUCCAAUGAAUGUAAAGCGAGCGGGUAUGGAGGAACUGGACCACCUUAUCCUCUUGGCUUUCAUGACAAUUUUAUUUGUGGUCUGUUCUCUACCUCUUACCUACCGUGUCUAUAUGGGAGUAUUCUCAGAUAAUGCUAAUGAAUAUAUAGUCCUCCGACUCUUGUCCUCUAAUUGUAUAGUGAAUCCCUGGGUUUUCAUCAUUUUACGGACAUCGCCAUUUCAAACGCACGUGAAUUGUCUUUUCUGCAGAUCGAAGCCGAAACCCCAAACUAAACCUCGACUACUGGAAGAAGAUAUAAAUGUGGAAUAGAGUA